Venturia canescens is the source of this 2873-nucleotide messenger RNA. Its product is annotated as WD repeat-containing protein 97-like. Lineage: Eukaryota; Metazoa; Arthropoda; Insecta; Hymenoptera; Ichneumonidae. Gene Ontology annotation, molecular function: protein binding. The transcript has 10 exons. The coding region runs from base 1 to 2136 and encodes 711 amino acids. The record is from RefSeq and is a predicted model, not a curated record.
AUGUCUCUAAGAUCUGACAUCGUAAUCGAAGGCUCUGCCCAAUUUGUCAACAAAAGAUUGGGUGUAACGACAUCUGGAAUAACAGCAUUAUUAUAUCAUCGAACGAGCCAAUGGAUAAUAACAGGUGACCAACAGGGCAACGUUUGCGGAUGGAGUCUCAAUUUGGAUUGUACAAUGUCAUGUUCGAAUGGUCAUGAUUCUCAAAUAAAAUUGAUUAUUCGACAUCCAUCGAUAUGCGGAUUUCUAACUGUAUGCAACGAGGACAUUUUGCAAGUUUGGAGCUGCAAUCUUCGUGAAAAAAUGGAAUCGUUUAGUGAAAUUGGUGAAAUCAGUAGUAUCGCCAUAAACGAAUCUGCCACUUCGUUGGCCACUCUUGGAAGCAAAUUAAAUUGUUUUAUUAUGAAUCAACUAUACGUUUUCUACGCUCCAUUAACAGCAUCUGCCACGAAUUUAUCGUCUACGACAAACCCGACUUUUCCAACUCGUGUAAUCGCCACGAGCUGUGACAAUACCACCCGAAUUUUAUCCUCAGCUAAAGGUCGACAAAUAAAUGUCCAGAUACUCUCUCCUAAACUCGAUGUAAUUGCAGCAUCGUACAGUGGAAUCACAAACAGGAUGUACACGAUAAUAUUGAAAACCGGAGAGAUACUGGUGAGCAGCGUUAAGAGCAAACCCAUGAAAUUAAAACACGUUUGGGUGAGUGACGAACGUACAAUAACGCGCGUUAUCGUUUAUGAAUCUUUUGAAAAAAUAAUACCGAUCGAAGGCUCGGAAGAAAUAAAAAUAAAUCCAGUAUCGGCGUUAAUCAUAGCCGGAACAUCAAACGGAGAGCUCGUAGUUUUUGAGGAAACAAGUGGAAAACACAACACCAGGGUUGCGGCGCACGAUGGACAAAUCAUUGAUUUAUCCUCGUCAAGAAUAACGCGUCAACUCGUUUCCGUAGGUCAAGAUAGAUGCGUCAAAGUUUGGCGAAUUUUUCCUGAUUUAACGUCACCGCUAGUUCUUACGUGUACCGUUUACCACGUUAUUCCGAUCACACGAGCUGCCAUGAUACGAUUUACGAUCUGUUUGAUCAGCAGUACUGCGGUAACGAAAGAUCAUCGUGUCAUCAUGUACGAUAGCUCUGAAAGAACAAGAAUGGAUCAUCAUCGGUUGAAAGAACAUUCGGAUCUCAUUACCAGUAUUGCGACAUUAGAAAGUCUCGAAAUAUGUGCAACUUCCUCUUUGGACAAAACCAUCCGCAUCUGGAAUGAAGCAAACGAACUUAUCAAGAUUUUAUUCAUAAAUACAGCCUCCCAACACAUCGUUUUUUCCUCUCUCAGAGGUGACAUCGUUUUGAGUGCUGGAAAACAUCUGUACAGAAUUCCCUCUGAAAAUUAUCUAUCGCCGGAGCAUCGAAUUCGAAUAAAUGUUGAAAAAAUACCUGAGGAAUUGGAUGAUAUUGUGAUAUUGGAAGAUGUUGGUUACCGAGUUUACGAGGAUCAACUCGAUCGUGAAACACUUUUGCAUCCGGUCAGCAGUACUCCGUUCGGAUCUCUUGACACUGAAAAUUCUGAAGCUCUUAAAUUACAAAUUAUGAUGCUGGAACAAAUGACUUUGAAUUUGCGAUACAAAGAGGAAGACAUUCUGAAAAUCAAAGAAGGUGAGAUCAAAGGAACUCGACUAGUGGGAAAUAAAUCGAUAAUGAGCAGGGACGCUUGGGACAAACAUAUGGAUGAAUUAUUGGAAACGUCAAAACAAACGGAUAUGGAAGAAUCGCCGGAUACUGUUUUCCGAAGCGUCAAAAUUUAUCCCGGAAAACGAGUUUACAACCAGCCGGAAAUAUUCAGAAUGAUCCAUGGAUACAGUAUGCUGAGUUUGGACAUCCAUGUGGAAGAUUUACAGUCGAUGAUGAAGGCAGCAAAAUUGCCACGAUCUGGCUUCACACCGAAUUCUCUCAUUUAUAAAAUUGAAGAUUUACCUGAAGAAGAGGAAAUUGAAUUGGUUGUCGAAAAAGAAAAGUUCAAAUACCAGUAUCCUCCGGAGAUUUUGUACGGUGACUCGAAAGAAGAUUCUCACGAGAAUUACGAUAUUCGGUGGACUCUUUCUCAGAUAGCAGAACUCGAGGCAUUCGAAGAUAGGGAAAUAGACGAGUGAUGAUUUAAAAAAUUGUCGCAAUAAAUUAAUCCUUUCGUACGACGUGGAAGAAUUUAUUUGCGAAACAUUGUUCGAAAAUGCGGACAAUUAGAAAAAAGAAAAACAAAGAGUUGAUAUUUUUAUGGCAUAAAUUCGACAGAUGUCGUCUCAACCCUACUCUGCAUUUAUUUAUCUCAUUUGUUUUCUUUUUCUAGGAAUAUAAAUAUAUUCAAUAAAUAUAUAUUUCGGGACUGUGCCUAUGUAUAUAUGUAUAUAAGAGAGUCAGAGCUAGUAAGCUGACCCCGUAGAAUAUCGUACCGAAAAAACUCCAUCAUUUUGUACGUUCAAUCGUGCAAAAAAAAUUGAGCUUCAAUUAAUUUAACGCUUGAGAACCAAUAGAAUUUUUAUAAUUCAAUGUCCCGAGAUAAUUUUUGUCGUAUUCUCAAAAUACAUCUCAGACGUGGAUAAAAAAUGCCAUGAGCAAGAUAAACGAAGAAUAUUUCGAGAGCGUCCAUGUACCAACUACGUACGAAAAUAUAAAAGUUAAAAUGGUAUGGAUAUUAUUCGUAUGCAUAUAUAAUAUAUGUAUAUGUAUCGUUAAGAGUCCGUAACGGAAUUUAGAGUUGCGAUGGCGAAACCAAAGAAAAAUGUCAAGACGCUCGGAUAAUUGGCAACUGAAAUAUGUUAUUACAAUAUUUCGUUAAGAUUUUGGAAAUUUAUAUAAAAAUAAAAUUAUUGCGAACCGGGAGCAAGCAUAA